AACGAACUGAAAAAGAACGAAUCACUCAAAUGAAUCAUAAUUCCCAUCAAUAAAACACAGCGCGAACGUCACUACGGCAAGCAGCAGGUGUCCGAUUUGACGGCUCCUUUUUCAACUCCUCCCUCGACUGAACCGGCUAAUCUCACCGAUCGGUCUGCAAAGCGCCGCAUGAGGUCGAAGACACCUUAUGUGAACCUUAUGAGUUUCUAACACACAGAGUUCAACGACAAUGUCCUCAGAGCAGGAGCUGACACAGACACCCCUGCUCAAGAUCUGGGUGCCGUGGAUGAAGACUUCCCCAAGCCAAAGAAGAGGGUCCUCAAGACCCCAGUUUACAAACUGCCCUACAGUGAUUGUGAUGGUUGGACUGCCAGCCAGGGGAAAGACCUACAUCUCUAAAAAGUUAACCCGGUACCUCAACUGGAUUGGUGUCCCAACUCAAGUCUUUAAUGUGGGUCAGUAUCGAAGAGAGGCCGUUCAGACAUACAGAAACUAUGAAUUUUUCUGUCCAGACAAUGAAGAGGCCAUGAAAAUCCGCAGGGCAUGCGCCUCAAAUGCUCUCAAGGACGUUGCUAAUUACUUCACUAAGCACCAGGGACAAGUAGCAGUAUUUGAUGCCACCAACACUACAAGAGAGAGAAGAGGAGUCAUCAUCAGUUUUGCCAAGGAGAAGGGCUACAAGGUGUUUUUAAUUGAAUCCAUCUGUGAUGACCCAGAAAUCAUUCAGGCAAAUAUAACGCAAGUAAAGUUGAGCAGCCCAGAUUAUGAAAAUUAUGACAAAGAGGAAGCGCUGGUGGACUUUCUGAAGCGUAUCGACUGUUACAAAAUGUCUUAUGUGUCCCUGGACGAGGAAAAAGACAAACACAUCUCCUACAUCAAGAUCUUUAAUGUGGGGUCAAGGUACCUAGUGAACCGGGUUCAGGACCACAUUCAGAGUCGUAUAGUGUAUUAUCUCAUGAACAUCCACGUCACUCCUCGAUCAAUCUAUCUGAGCCGGCACGGGGAGAGUGAGCUCAACCUGCUCGGAAAAAUUGGUGGAGAUUCAGAGCUCUCUUCUCAGGGCCAAAAGUACGCUGGAGCCUUGUCAGAGUUCAUCAGGGGUCAGGCCAUCAAGGACCUGAAGGUGUGGACCAGCCACAUGAAAAGAACCAUACAGACAGCAGAGGCGCUAGGCGUCCCUUACGAGCAGUGGAAGGCCCUCAAUGAAAUUGAUGCUGGUGUAUGUGAGGAGAUGACCUAUGAGGAGAUUCAAGCAAAUUAUCCAGAGGAGUUUGCAAUGAGAGACCAGGAGAAAUACCGCUACAGAUAUCCAAAGGGUGAAUCUUAUGAAGACCUGGUGCACCGCCUGGAGCCCGUCAUAAUGGAGCUUGAGAGACAGGAGAAUGUUCUGGUCAUCUGCCACCAGGCAGUCAUGCGUUGUCUUCUGGCCUACUUUCUGGACAAAAGCGCAGAUGAUCUUCCUUAUCUGAAGUGUCCUCUGCAUACUGUUCUCAAACUCAUUCCAUUAGCGUAUGGAUGCAAAGUGGAGUCGUUCUAUUUAAACGUCAAAGCAGUGAAUACACACAGAGAUAAACCUUCCGAUGUGAAUAUCACAAGAAAGCCAGAAGAAGCACUCCGGACUGUCCCUGAACAUCUCUGACCUGAAUGGAAGAACUGUGACAGUGAAGCCAUUCAACGCAGAAACGUUUUUUUUUGCCAAAUCAAAGAAAUAUAUCAGAUUAUGUGUCAACAGUUGGUGGGCAAUUUAAAAAGAUUUAAGAAUGUUCCAUCCAAAUUCGUCAACAUUAUAAACAUUGUGUUUUUUAGGAUUUUAAAUAAUUGAAAUAAUAAAAGAAAUAAAAAAACAUUUAA
Molecule: messenger RNA, 1851 nt
Organism: Triplophysa rosa
Lineage: Eukaryota; Metazoa; Chordata; Actinopteri; Cypriniformes; Nemacheilidae
Gene: pfkfb1
Product: 6-phosphofructo-2-kinase/fructose-2,6-biphosphatase 1
Exons: 14
Coding region: 230-1639 (469 amino acids)
Biological process (GO): fructose 2,6-bisphosphate metabolic process; fructose metabolic process
Cellular component (GO): cytosol; 6-phosphofructo-2-kinase/fructose-2,6-biphosphatase complex
Molecular function (GO): 6-phosphofructo-2-kinase activity; ATP binding; fructose-2,6-bisphosphate 2-phosphatase activity
Source: RefSeq, a predicted model, not a curated record